This is a messenger RNA of Nematolebias whitei (Rio pearlfish), 3018 nucleotides long. It is a transcript of the gene esf1, whose product is annotated as ESF1, nucleolar pre-rRNA processing protein, homolog (S. cerevisiae). Lineage: Eukaryota; Metazoa; Chordata; Actinopteri; Cyprinodontiformes; Rivulidae. The coding region runs from base 101 to 2410 and encodes 769 amino acids. Gene Ontology annotation, cellular component: nucleus. The record is from RefSeq and is a predicted model, not a curated record. The transcript is spliced from 14 exons. Gene Ontology annotation, molecular function: RNA binding. Gene Ontology annotation, biological process: rRNA processing.
AGGGGCGUGGCCUCAGAGGAGACUGAGCACAGGUGCAUGCUGGGAAAACACGUGCUUUAAGUAGCGAAGAGCAAAAGGCGGAGGUUUGAUUUUUCUCGCCAUGUCGUCCAAGAAGAAGCUGGAGGAAGAUGAGCGGUUCCUCCGGGUCCAGAAGGAUCCCAGGUUCUGGGAGAUGCCAAAGAAGGAGCACAAAAUCAAGAUCGACGAGCGCUUCAAGUCCAUGUUCCACGACGAGCGCUUCAAGGUGAAGUACACGGUAGACAAGCGAGGACGUCCCUUCAGCCACUGCUCCACGGACGACCUGAAGCGCUUCUACAACUUGUCUGACGAAGAGGAGGAGGAGGAGGGUUCGAAGGCUGCAGAGAAGAAGGACAAGAAGAAGAAGAAGAAAGGGAAGCCUGAGAGAGGAGCGAGGAGAGGAGCAAUCGAAGUUAAACCUAAAACAGAGCAGCCGGAACCAAAGGUCCGUGUUGAUGAAGAGGGUGAUGAAGAUGAGGAAGAGGAGCAGUCUGCAGGUGAAGAUCUGGGAGUCGGUGUUUCAGACGACAGCGAAGACGACGACGCAGAGGAGGAGAGCGUGGAGGCCAGUGGCUCUGAAGACGAGGAGUCCGAUCUGGGUUCUGGAGACGACAGUGACAGUGGGCCCGACCUGGCCCGAGGCCAGGGCAACAUCGAGACCAGUUCAGAUGAAGAUGAUGAUGAUGAUAAUGAUGCAGACGCCAUCCUGAGGCAGGAGGAAGAGGAGAUCGAACACGACUGGGGAGAGCUGUGCAAGGACGCUGUGCGAGGCGACGAGGCUUCCUCUCGACUUGCCGUCUGUAACAUGGACUGGGAUCGUAUAAAGGCUAAAGAUCUGCUGGUUCUGUUCGGCUCGUUCGUCCCAAAAGGAGGCGCCGUGUUGUCUGUGAAGAUCUACCCGUCACAGUUUGGGAAGGAGAGGCUAAAGAUGGAGACGACACAGGGACCGCAGGAGCUGAAAGCACUUCCUGAUGACUCAGAAGACGACAAUGAGGAGGAGAAGGUUUACAGGGAGAAGCUGAGGGAUUACCAGUUCAAGCGUCUGAAGUAUUUCUACGCGGUGGUGCAGUGUGACUCUGUGAGCACGGCUGCAAAGAUCUACGAGGAGUGCGACGGCUUGGAGUACGAGAGCAGCUGCUCCAUCCUGGACCUCCGCUUCAUUCCUGACAACGAGUCGUUUGACGAGGAGCCCAAAGACGUGGCGACAGACGUCAACCUGUCCGCCUACACCCCCAAACUGUUCGCUUCGACCGCCACGUCCACCUCAAAGGUGACGCUGACCUGGGAUGAAACGGACCACGACCGCGUGUCGGCUCUGAACAGGAAGUUCAACAAACAAGAGCUGCUGGACAUGGACUACAGCGCCUACCUGGCCUCAUCCAGUGAGGAGGAGGAGGAGGAGGUGGUGGAGAAGGAGGAGGAGGAGGUGGCAGCAGAAGAAGGGACUGUCACUGAGGAGGAGGAGAAGAGGAGGAGGAAGAAGAAAAGUGAAGAGCAGAUCAAAGCCUACAGAGAGCUGCUGAAGAACAUCAAGGACAAGGAGGCGCAGCAGCAGGAGGACAAGGGCAUGGAGAUGGAGAUCACCUGGGUACCAGGCCUGAAGGAGACCACGGAGCAGCUAGUGAAGAAGAAGCUGGAGGGGAGGGACAAGCUGACGCCCUGGGAGGAAUAUCUGCAGAAGAAGAAGGACAAGAAGAAGGAGAAGAAGAAGCAGAAGAAGCAGCAGAAGAAAACUGACAAGGCGCAGGGAGCAGCUGAUGAAGACUUCAGUGAUGAUGAGCUUCCUCCUGAUGUUGACCUCAGUGACCCCUUCUUCAGCUCGGAACUGCAGGCUUCAGACCAGAAGAAGAAGAAGAAAAAGAAGACACGGGAGGAAGAGGAGCGUCCGGCUGAGGAGGAAGAGGAGCUGCAGAAACAAAAGGCUCAGAUGGUGCUGCUGAUGGAGGACGACGACGGCGCCGACGCCAAACACAAACACUUCAACUACGACCGGAUCGUGGAGCAGCAGAACCUGAGCAAGAAGAAGAGGAAGAAGCUGCUGAAGAAGGGCAAGGAGCUGCUGGAGGAAGACCAAUUCCAGGUGGACGUCAAGGACCCUCGCUUCCAGGCCAUGUUCACCUCCCACCUCUUCAAUCUGGACCCCUCUCACCCCAGCUUCAAGAAGACCAGAGCCACGCAGAGCUUCCUGGAGGAGAAGCAGCGCCGCCAUGCUCAGGAGGCCACGCCCACACAGGAAGAGCCCACCCCCAAACAGGAAGCAGCAGAGACGAGGCGGGAAAGUGACUCUGAGACGCAGAAGAAGGGGAUGGACCCGAGUCUGUCGCUGCUCGUCAAAUCCAUCAGAAGUAAAACGGAGCAGUUCCAGGCCCGGAAGAAGCAGAAACUGGUUUAGUUCAGAACCACCUGUCGGGUCAAGUCCUCCUGAUGGAGCAGAACCCACUUCCUGUUGACUGGACUUUAAAGAACAUGACGAGACAGAAAAACACGUUGGAAUGUUUUAUUAUCACGUUUUAUUACAGAACCUCUGCCAGAACCACGUCAGGUUCUGGUGUCAGUCUACAGCUUGAAGGCACUUUAAUCACAAACUAAAGGAUCAAACUAUUAAUUAUUGAUUGAUAAUUAAUAAUGAUUACUUGUGAUGUUUUAAAGGAAAAUCUGCUGACUCAUCUAAUCCAACAGAAUCAGGAAGUAGAACUUGACUGUUUCCUGUUUCUCAGCCUCUGAAUAGAAAAUGUUUCAGGUGGUUCUGUUCAUUCUGUGAGCUGGUUGUAAUGAGCAGAACCGACCCGGUUCUGAACUGAUCUGAAGCCACUCUGCAGUAAAGUGUUAAAUUCGGACCAGAACCUUUCGAUCCAAACUGGUUUUAUCUCGUCCGAUAAAGAGGUUUGUUUUGGGUCACCUGGUUUGGAGGGAACAGAACCAGCAGGUUCUGCUCCGGUCCACGUGUCACAUGAGUAUAAUAAAGAUGAACUGGAGGAUUCUGGGUCGUUUAAGAAGUUC